Erythranthe guttata (spotted monkey flower) is the source of this 891-nucleotide messenger RNA. The record is from RefSeq and is a predicted model, not a curated record. Lineage: Eukaryota; Viridiplantae; Streptophyta; Magnoliopsida; Lamiales; Phrymaceae.
AUGGGAAAAACACUAGAGUCAUAUGAUCUUCCAAGUAUUUCAACAGAUACAAAAAAUAAAUCAGCUGACUGGUCACGAGAAAUAGAAGAGGAAUUGUCAUUGGAAAUUCCUAUGGAAGAUCAGGAAGCUGAGACUAAACUGAAUGAGGAACAAAGUAAGGCUUUCAAUGCAAUAUUAGAUUGUGUGCGAAAAGGGAAGCCUGCAAUGUUCUUCAUUGACGGACCAGGAGGAAGUGGCAAAACAUUUUUAUACCGUGCACUUUUGGCUCAUCUCAGAUCCAGAAAACAAAUAGCGAUUGCAACAGCAACAUCUGGGGUAGCGGCUGCAAUAAUGCCUGGGGGAAGAACUGCGCAUUCACGUUUUAAAAUUCCAAUAGAUGCCACUGACUCAACUGAAUGCAAUAUAUCCAAGCAAAGUGGAACUGCUGACUUAUUCCGUAAAGCAAAAUUGCUUAUAUGGGACGAAGCACCUAUGGCAAAAAGAUGGGCCAUUGAGAAUGUAAAUAAAUCCCUUCAAGACAUAAUGGGAAAAAAAGAGCAUUUCGGAGGCAAAGUUAUUGUUUUUGGAGGAGAUUUUAGGCAAGUGCUACCUGUUGUUCCAAGGGCUACAAUUCACCAAACAAUUUAUGCGAGUUUGGUCAAAUCAAAUCUUUGGAAUAAUAUGGUUAAAAUCACUUUGACAAGAAAUAUGAGAGCACAUAAGGAUACAAAAUUCAGUGAUUUUUUACUCAGAAUUGGCAAUGGAGACGAGCCAACAGACAUUGAAGGGAAUGUCAAAAUUCCAGAUGACAUGAUUGUGAACUAUGAUACUGAAGAAAGAUCUAUACAACGCCUAAUUGCUGAAAUUUUUCCAAGGUUCACAUGGAGUUCUACAAAUUUACAAAUACCAUAA